Filobasidium floriforme is the source of this 2198-nucleotide messenger RNA. RefSeq lists its product as uncharacterized. Gene Ontology annotation, molecular function: DNA binding; DNA-binding transcription factor activity, RNA polymerase II-specific; zinc ion binding. The transcript is spliced from 11 exons. The record is from RefSeq and is a predicted model, not a curated record. Lineage: Eukaryota; Fungi; Basidiomycota; Tremellomycetes; Filobasidiales; Filobasidiaceae. The coding region runs from base 123 to 2048 and encodes 641 amino acids. Gene Ontology annotation, biological process: DNA-templated transcription; regulation of DNA-templated transcription.
CAUUGCACAACUCUCGUCGGCUCGUAAGAAACAACAGGCAACAGGCUGAAUUCACCCAUCAUGUCGGCUUUCGCCAAUUCUCUAUAUGCCUCGCCAUCGAAGAUGACCGGAGUUCCUGAGUCAUGUCCGAGUCGACAAGUAUAGUGACCACUAAGGCCUGUGACAAGUGUCGCAGCCGCAAGACGAAAUGCAUUCCAAGCAUGGAGGAUGGCAGAAAAUGUCGAGGCUGUUAUGAUCAAGAUGUGGACUGCGUGAGGACUCAUCAAUCGAAACGGCCGGGGCCUCGAACAAUACGCGAGAAAAAACUUGACAGCGUCGGAUCAGCUCGUCAUACGUCGUCAACACUGUACUCGAAUAAUGCUGAUCAACUAUCUUCAAGACGUUCCAGCGAAAGGGCCGUUUCGCAUUCGCCAUCAAGUAGAAGAGGCUUACAUGGCCAGUCAGCAAUCUUCUCCGUCUGUUCCGGAAAUUGUGGUCCGGUACUGCAAUCUCCUAACCAAAUCGUUGGUCCCCUUGCACAAGAAACCUUCGAUACUACCGGAGUCGAAACGGAUGGCGACCUCGAUAACAUGCCGUUCGACGGUGCCAUGGAUAAUAGAUCGGAUGGACGUGUUUUCGACAGACCGGUCGUCUCUGUCGAUUCACAGGCUUGCGAUCAUACGUUGCGUCCCGGCCGGGACUCAUCAAAUUUUCGAGCGGGUAUCAACAAUGAACGAUCUGAUUAUGUGCUUCAUACUUCGCGAACAUCCGACGGACCCCAGGGGAAUCUCCCGAUCGGAACCUCUCUGGAAACACCUCUAGUAGUCGUACCGCCAGACCACAGUCGAGCAUGUUGGCCUGACGCUCAACAAGCCGUUCCACAGAUAGAGGCGGUGCUCAAAUGGCCCGUCGUCAUAUUCUUCCUGGCCCUCUAUACCAAACAUCAGCACCAUCUCAUGCCCCUGGUUCAUAAACCAACUUUUGCGCAAGACGUCUUGAGCCGGAAAGAUCGCCACGACGAGGUCUUUCGAGCUCUACUGCUUUCCCUAGUGGCAUAUGCGAUCUGUCAGCUACCCAAGAGCGAGAUGACCGAAGCAUAUACACACGCGGAGCUGGAGGAGUUUGCCGCUAGUAGCUACAAAGCAAGUCGAGCGAUUGCAGCGAGAUAUCUGAGACGGCCGACUCUGUCGCUGCUUGUCAGCAUGAUUGGCAAUUAUCACUAUUGCAAGGCGAGCUUGCAGGUCGAGAUGAGCCAAGUCACGCUAGCGGAGAUUGUGGGACUUGUUCAUGCACUCGGGAUCGACAAGCCCCAUUCAGGGGAUGAUGCUGAUGCGAUUACAAGGGAGCUAUCGCGGCGAACUUUUUGGUAUGUCUUCAAUCUGGACAAAACCGCGGCGAUCGGAGGAGAGACAAUGCUUAUGUCCGGUAUCGACGAAGUCCCACCCUAUCCGAUCGAGAUCGACGACGAAUACUUGACAUCACAGGGUCAUUUCCCUCAACCUGAUAUAUCGCCAUCUUACAUGACGGGCUUUGUCCUCAACUCCAGACUCUUCAACAUCUUGUCGGAAUGUUACUUCAGGCAUCGGAACAUAGAAUUCCUGAUGCGUGCUGGCCUAAGUAAGGCGACGCUUAGCGAUUGGGUCAAACAUCAGCAAGGCGCACUUGGUCGGACUGUGGAGUUCCUGUGUACGAGCGGGAUCUCCACCACCGUUGUGUCUUCCCCUCAACAUGACCUGUUCGCUAUACAACGAGCAAACAUCUUGGUGACCGCCGCGAUCCUCGAAUUGGCGCUGACAACCCUUGAGCCCUCGCUCGACGCGCGCAAAGAACGAGAGACUAUCACGAAGACCGCUUAUGAAUUGCUAUUGACUUGCGAGUACAAACACCUAGGCCAGAGCGGCCAGAGCAUGCGUUGCAAAAUCUUUCACAUCGUGCUCUCUGUGAUAUCCGCGACAACCCAAGACUGGAUCCCUGAAGAUGAUGUUCGCGAUUGGUGGGAAGUGUACUCGCAGAUCCAGUGGGUCCAGAUGACGCCACUGGAUUCUCAUCUCGCUUUACCUAACAGAUAGAGAUGACCCCUUGGCAAAGCAGCUGCUAAUCGCCAAUCGCCGGUGUAUAAUUGGCUCAAAACCCAAGUCAAGCCCUAACAAUAUAUAGCAAGAAAACAUGCAAGCGAUUGGUGCUCCAUUGGUUGAUGAUGAGUGCCGGCUGGAUCGUGC